Molecule: messenger RNA, 10640 nt
Organism: Cercocebus atys (sooty mangabey)
Lineage: Eukaryota; Metazoa; Chordata; Mammalia; Primates; Cercopithecidae
Gene: KCNS2
Product: potassium voltage-gated channel, modifier subfamily S, member 2
Exons: 2
Coding region: 453-1886 (477 amino acids)
Biological process (GO): regulation of delayed rectifier potassium channel activity; potassium ion transmembrane transport; protein homooligomerization
Cellular component (GO): membrane; voltage-gated potassium channel complex
Molecular function (GO): voltage-gated potassium channel activity; protein binding
Source: RefSeq, a predicted model, not a curated record
AGGCGCGCGGAGCUGUCCGUUCAGCACCACCGCGCCGCGCCCAACGCAGGGCCCGCGCCCGGUCACACCCGCUCUGCUCCCGCCCGGGUUCACGGGGCGCCUGCGGCGCGGGCUGCUGCUUCUCUCGGCGGGUGACGGGCGCGCGGAUCCGGAGAAGGGGCUCCGCGAGCGGCGGGACCACGCAGCCACCUGUGAGCCUUCCGCAGCUGCAGGCGGCGGCGGCUUGCCCGGCCCGAGACGGGAGGAGAAGCUCGGCGGCCCCCGCCCGCCGGCCCGCCAGGCGCACACUCGGGCGCACACACUCGCAUCCGCGCACGCACCGCCAGCAGGCAGCGGCCACCGCCGCGAUGCUCGCCCGCAGGUCGGGGAAGUUUCCCGCCGGCCUCGGCCGCGGGCGCCCGUGCUCCCAGGUGUAGCGCCCCCGCGCGGCGCGGGCGGCCGGUGCCUCCAGCAUGACCGGCCAGAGCCUGUGGGACGUGUCGGAGGCCAACGUCGAGGACGGGGAGAUCCGCAUCAACGUGGGCGGCUUCAAGAGGAGGCUGCGCUCGCACACGCUGCUGCGCUUUCCCGAGACGCGCCUGGGCCGCCUGCUGCUCUGCCACUCACGCGAGGCCAUUCUGGAGCUCUGUGAUGACUACGACGACGUCCAGCGGGAGUUCUACUUUGACCGCAACCCUGAGCUCUUCCCCUACGUGCUGCAUUUCUAUCACACCGGCAAGCUUCACGUCAUGGCUGAGCUGUGCGUAUUCUCCUUCAGCCAGGAGAUCGAGUACUGGGGCAUCAACGAGUUCUUCAUUGACUCCUGCUGCAGCUACAGCUACCAUGGUCGCAAAGUGGAGCCCGAGCAGGAGAAGUGGGACGAGCAGAGUGACCAGGAGAGCACCACGUCUUCCUUCGAUGAGAUCCUUGCCUUCUACAACGACGCCUCGAAGUUCGAUGGGCAGCCCCUUGGCAACUUCCGCAGGCAGCUGUGGCUGGCCCUGGACAACCCUGGCUACUCAGUGCUGAGCAGGGUCUUCAGCAUCCUGUCCAUUCUGGUGGUGAUGGGGUCCAUCAUCACCAUGUGCCUCAAUAGCCUGCCUGACUUCCAAAUCCCUGAUAGCCAGGGCAACCCUGGCGAGGACCCUAGGUUCGAAAUCGUGGAGCACUUUGGCAUCGCCUGGUUCACAUUUGAGCUGGUGGCCAGGUUUGCUGUGGCCCCUGACUUCCUCAAGUUCUUCAAGAAUGCCCUAAACCUUAUUGACCUCAUGUCCAUCGUCCCCUUUUACAUAACUCUAGUGGUGAACCUGGUGGUGGAGAGCACACCUACCUUAGCCAACUUGGGCAGGGUGGCCCAGGUCCUGAGGCUGAUGCGGAUCUUCCGCAUCUUAAAGCUGGCCAGGCACUCCACGGGCCUCCGCUCCCUGGGGGCCACUUUGAAAUACAGCUACAAAGAAGUAGGGCUGCUCUUGCUCUACCUCUCCGUCGGAAUUUCCAUCUUCUCCGUGGUGGCCUACACCAUUGAAAAGGAGGAGAACGAGGGCCUGGCCACCAUCCCCGCCUGCUGGUGGUGGGCUACUGUCAGUAUGACCACAGUGGGGUAUGGGGAUGUGGUCCCAGGGACCACGGCAGGGAAGCUGACUGCCUCUGCCUGCAUCUUGGCAGGCAUCCUCGUGGUGGUCCUGCCCAUCACCUUGAUCUUCAAUAAGUUCUCCCACUUUUACCGGCGCCAAAAGCAACUUGAGAGUGCCAUGCGCAGCUGUGACUUUGGAGAUGGAAUGAAGGAGGUCCCUUCAGUCAAUUUAAGGGACUAUUAUGCCCAUAAAGUUAAAUCCCUCAUGGCAAGCCUGACGAACAUGAGCAGGAGCUCACCAAGUGAACUCAGUUUAAAUGAUUCACUACAUUAGCUGGGAGGACUUGUCACCCUCCACCCUACAUUGCUGAGCUGCCUCUUGUGCCUCUGGCACAGCCAGGCACCUUAUGGUUAUGGUGUAAGGAGUAUGCCCAGCCCCUGAGGGGAGAGAUGCAUGGGAUAUGCACCCAGGUUUCUUUUGCAGUAUUUAGAAUCGUUUUUAGAGGGUGGUGUGUCUGACACCAUGCCUUUGCACCUUGCCAUGAAAUGACACUCACUGGUCUUUGCAUCGUGGGCAUAAAAUGUUCACCUUUUUGCCAGAUGAGUACACCCAGAAUGCUAAUUUUUCUGUUCAUCGUGUACGCUAUUCUAGUGCUUGUGGCCCAGUACUGUCUAUGAGUUGUUGUGCUCCUGUUUCUGAGGUUGUCGUGUGAGUUCUGUACAAAAAGCCCCCACAAGUCUGUCCACUGGAAAUGCAUCUAUGAGGUCAGCAAGGAUAUCAUGAGAUUUUUGCUCACAGUCAUGUGAAAACAAAAUCUCAGCUCUUUAUUCAUUGCUUUCAUUUAGUUUUAAUACCAAAACAAAGAGAAUGCAAAGUUAAGCACACUUGACUAAUGCAAGUCUUAAGUUGUUUUUAUAAAUGAUCUGUAGUUCCGUGGCUUGCAUGGGUGCACCUAUCAUCUUUAGAACGAUGUACACUGAUGUUCAUCUCAUAAAUGUCACUCUUUAGAGAAUGUUAGUUAAACAUGUAGCGAAGAUCGAAUUUUUUCUCCAAGGACAGAUGCGUUAGGGAGAGGGGCUUCAGCUAAAUAGUCGAGACCCUAGGGUGCUUAAAGCCAAGUCAGUGCAGGCUGAGCCCCUUGGUUCAUGGUCAAACCUCCGUGUUUGCUAGGGUGACUGUAGAGACAUGUAUUUCUGGAUGAGGUUUCUGAUCUAGACCAUUUGACCAAACUUUGCUGCGUCUAAGAUAUUAGCAUGUUUUUGAAAUAUUUAUUUUUUAAGAUGUUUAGGAGUAAGGUUGUGUUGUCUUCCUCAACUAAAAAGAAGUUUACUGUUGUAUCGUCUCCCUGAGGUGAACGUUGUUGAGUUGCUAGCAAGGGCAGUAGCUUACUUUUGUUGCCUGCUCUGAAAGCUCAUCAAAUGAGAGCCCUUUUAUUUCUAAGCAGAAUUUACUCAAAUAAUUUUGCUUCUAAGAUAUAGUAUGUUGUAUAUAUGUUAUGUUUUCCCUGGAGUUCCUGCCAUGACAUGGAAACCUGGUGGUAUGGAAGCAUGUACUCAAAAUAUAGAUGUGCAUGAAGGUGGUGUGGCUUACCCAGGAUGGAAAUGCUGCAGUUCUUACUUGCAUUCCAACUGCCUUUCAUUGAGGGUGAGUGGGUAGAGGCCAGGAGAAAGGAAAGAGUUGUAAAAUAAAAAAACUGCUAGUUCAUAAAAUGUCAUAAAAAUUGUAAACUUGAAAAGCUUAAUGCUAUUCAAAAGACUUUCGAACUUCUAAACUUGCAUUGAAGGGAGAUGACUGUUUUCUCCUCCAAAAUUCUCCUGCCCCUGUUGUUCAGUUAACCAGCACAUAACAUUGUGAUGGGGAACCUGGGUUCCUCUAUAAGAUAAUUUUUCUCCAUCAUCUCUAAGGUAAUCUGAUGGUUUUCCAGGGGGCUUUCAUUAUUGUUCCAUCUUUGAAAAGGCAAUAGAACCCAGGGGUCUGAGCAUGGAGCUAUCCAGGCUUUUCAUCCAAAGGUUGGGACUCUUCUUAAGAGGUCCUUUUGUGUUUCAGUUGAUUGAAGAUGAUACUUACCUCGUGGAGGCGUGGCAAGGGUCUUCUCAGAAGGCUUUGUGUUCUUGUAGUUGUCAUGGCUACUACAGUGUGGGUGAUUGAUUGAAUGAAUUCACUAGCCGCUUGUGUCCUGGAGCCCCCAGUUCAAAUCUUUCCAUCAGACUGGAGGCUCAUGGGAGGCUGGGGGUGGCUGUCUCCUAGUGUCUACAUCCAUGUCUCUGAAGCAUCAGGAAAAGUGAGAUGACUUAGAGGCAAUGGGGCACUGAAUCAGAGGAGCAGGGCUAUUUUUCAGAAUUUGCACAUGGAACACUUAGCUUUGGCUGAUGCUUCCAGCCCUGGAAGGCAUAACAUUUACAGCGUCAUCCCCAGCUGCACUGAAGGCAGGUGGUGGUACAGACUUAAGAGGACCGUUCAGUUUGCCAAGGCUGAUGGUAUUGGGUCACUGAGCCUGGUAUCCACGGCCACUGACCAGGAAACUUAUGCAAAGUGGAAACAAGGAAGGAGGCAGAAUAACUCAGUCACUCUCAUGAGGUUUUUCUAAACAAGAAGGCUUACCACCAAAAAAGAGGUACCCUAGUGGUUACCCUUUGCAGAUGUGAAAGCUGGAAAACUUGACUUUUCUUUUUGGUAAUGACUUGCAUUUAUCUGGUGCCUUUCAUUGGAGGAAUCCCAAAGUGCUUUAGAGACUAUCUUUUUAACAUCUCUUGUACAUACAUAUAUACUUACAUAUAUACUUAUAUAAUAUUAUCUUGCCCACCUGGACCUUUAAUCACUUCUGAGCAUGAGAAUGUCCCAAUAGCAUUGAGUUUUUCAAGUGGUGGUUUUAGAUAAGUGGGAGAGAGAACAACCCGGCUGGCUUGAACCAUGGAGCUAAUUCCCACAAGGGAUGUAGACUGACUGGUGACCCAGAGAGAAAUAAUCUUCCUCUUCCCUAAAGUCUCACUAAGAUGUGAAGUUUACAGGUGCUCUCCACUGGGUCUUCGAUUGACCUUGUUAGGUAACAUCUAACCAGCAGGUUUUUUUAGUCCCUGAAGCUUACCAGGGAGGGUCAGGUUAAUUUUCUGCAUUGCUCUUGGAGCAAAGGCUAAAAAUAUGAGGUGACAUCUUUGGCAACCAGGCUGUCAGACUGACCUGUAAACCUCCUUUAGGGGGACAGAGUAGAAACUGGAGAUGAUUUGUUUCCAGCUGUGAGCUUGAGAGAAGCGUCACUCCCAACAUUUGAAGGUUAUUGCUUUCAAUACCAUUGGGACAAAUAUAUGGGCCAGGCUUUGAUAUCUGUGAUGCGCAUUUUGGAAGUGCUGGGUUGGGAAGUGACACAUGUCUGUUGCACAAAUGCAUAUUGGUUAUAGGAUUGUGUUUUCUGCCAAACCCCCACAUUUCUUGGGUUUGCGAGUGAGGAAGGGCAUGUUGUAAUGCCGAGCUGAUUUGUAGCUCGUAAGGUAGUAAUUGGUAUUUAACAUUUGGAUUUGUUAUUUCUACUUAUCUUAGCACUCAGAUAAUUGAACUACCUGCUAAUUCUUGCCUCAUUUCAAAGAAAAUAAGUUGUUAUGCACUUUGGGAUAGUGGUGAUCUGUACAGGCUGUGUGUUAGCUACUUGAAGGCUUAACUGGUAUUUCUUGUAUGUUUUAACAGCAUGACUUCUUACAGAGUUGUAAUUUUUAAAAUUGAGGACGCCGUAUUUGAGAUGUCAGUUUUAACACUCAUUAACACACUACUGUGCAAGCAUUGAUGCAGGCUGCACGGAACCGUUAUGUCUGAUUGUUGCACUUUCAUCUCUGUGCCUGGAUUCGGGAAUGGGCAGUAAUACUGACACACCCAGGACUCCAGCUUCAAAAAGUGUGCAGAUUAAAUAGAUGAAAAUUAUUUGCACCUCUUGGAGGUACUUCAAUUACAUAUGCAGUAGCAAACAAGGAGGGCAUUUAAAGUUGGGGACCAGAUUUCCUGAGAAAGCCUGUUGUUUUUGUUUUUGUUUUUGUUUUUUUGCAGUUUGGGGGAAGGGGAAGCUGUUGUUUAUUCUUUGUAAAGGCGGGGUCCUGCUUUUCUAGGAUCUUGAGCCACUGGCCUCCUUUGUAGAAGGAAUGGUCAUGUACUCUUGUAACUCUUGUGAAACAGACACCCCUGCAGGAUUUUCCUCCCGCAUGCUUUCCUGCUCAGCACCUCUGUCAGCCUGCCCUGCCAGCCCCACCCUGUUCCAAAGUGCCACUCUCCCUGCUGCUGAAGUAGCUCCCUCAUAGUAAAUUGGGUAACCCUAAGUGUCCUGGCUGGUUGGGCAUGAACACUGCUGGGGGAUACAUAGAGACACUUCUUGGCACACUUAAAAUAGACUGAGAGUAUAAGCCGGUCCAAAGGCCAUGGUGAAUCAGUAGGAAGGCCACUGGGCAGACUUGGUUCUGCUGGGUGUUGCCUUCAGCUCUGUGACUGUAGGUACAUAGUGUGGCCUCUCCAAGCCUCACCUUCCACUGCUGCAAAAUGAGAAGGUUGGAUUAGAUCAUCCUUAAAGCCCUACCCACUUCUUCAUCUCAAUAUAAAAACAGAAUUUCUGCAUGUCUCUCUAUGUCCUCAUUCUAGCCAUGAGCCGAUCCUACUAUCCCUAAUUUAUUUUUAAGAAGAGCAGAGACAUUGUUUACAAACAACCUUCUAUUUGGUUUCAUUUCCUCUUCAGCAGUCAGCCACAAUAGACGACAUUUGCAGGGACAAUGCAAUCAGGGAAAUGCUUGAGCUAGGUUCUGAUCCAAGUGAAUCAAGUUUUAAAAUCAUCAGCGAGUGUCUCCUUUGGGAUUUCCACUAUUUCCACCUAGGUACACCGAAUCCAGAUUCCUGCUAUUAACAAUCAUUAGACAGAGGAAAAUCACCAAGAUCCCAUUCAACUUCAGGGCUAACACUGCUCAUUUUGGUUUGUUGCCUUUGUGAAGGAUAGGAGAUCCCCUACCUGUUUCCAUGAGGUUAUUGGGCCCCAGAAGGGGCCCUGAGUUGUAGAGAGCAGAUGGCUGUCCCAUCCAACACUCAACUCACACUGAGCAGUGGUGGCAUCUGCAGGUGACCUUGUCUGUGUAUGCAGCAGAACGGUGUAGAAAUCUGUGUUAACCUUGCCCCACACUCGUUGAGGCUGAGGAAGGAUGCACAGCACUGCUCUCCAGCCUCGCCACUGUCUUUGCAUUCCAUCAAGUAGGGGGUAGCUCAGCUCCUCCCCUUUAGCCACCAUCCCUGCAGCAAGGGUAUAAAUGAAUGUUCAGGGGUAUCUUAGGGCCAGGAUGCCUUACAUCUUAAAAGGAAAAACAAACACCUCCCCUUGAGGGAAGAACUUACAUGUUGCAUGUACACGGUUAUUAUCUCCUGUUAUUUUUAGGAGAAUUCUUAACUAGCAUUUCCACCCAAGGACCUUACAUGGGUGUUACAUCUGGUCGAUGCUGCAGGUCUGAAACUCUGCAACAUUUUCCCUCUUCUGGGACCUCACUUGUCAAUAGCAUCAUCCUCCUGGGUAAAUUCUCCCAAGCAAACGACUGUGUCUGCAGCUGGCAGCUGAUGCAUUCAGAAGAACAGAGACGCAAACAAGUCCUCAGAGAUCCGUGGAGGGGAAAGAGAGGGAGGGGAAAGAGAUACAAGAGAGGGAGAGAAGAAGGCUGGCAUGCCUUGGAGUUGUGUAAGGUCCUACAGAAGGAACGGGAUAGGAAGAAACCAGAACAUGGAGGGAAAGAGAAAAAAAGAGGGAACAGGAGAGAGUGAAUAAAGGAAAAUGCAGAGAAGAAAGAAAGGAAAAGAGCAGAGAGCAAAAAGAGAGGCAAUGUCUAGUGACAUUAUUUUAGGACUUCCAGUGAGUCUAUUUUAUUUCCAGUCAACCUAGCGUGCUCCUAGCUCAGCAAGGCCUCCUGGAGGCAACGAUCGCUGGGGUUGCUCCCACUGCUCUCCACCUGGACUGGCCCCCAUCCCUGCUUGCCAGAGGGCUUCACAGUCUGGUAGAAUAGAGAGCUCCGGAGCCCACUGGAAGCAUUUUUGGAUGAAGAGGGCAAUGAGGACACAAGGAAAGAAGGAAUGACUGUUUCCUCUGUGAAGACAAGACUUCCGGGCUACAAACAGAAAGAGGACUCCAGGGGCCAGCCAGACAGGGUGUGGUGCUGGGAGUCAGGGCUGGACAGGUGGAGGGGAGGGAAAAGGAAAAAAACCUUUUCCUCCAGGAACAGGAACCUGCAUAGGCAGAGAAAAGAAGGCCGAAGCCCCAGCAUGUGUGCAGAACGUCGAAGUCAGUAAGUCUAGAGAGAAGCAAGGUGCAGAUGGGGGGCAGAGCUAAGCCAUCUGAAGAGCCUGAGCUUCAUGCUUUUGUCACCAGGGUGGAGACAUCCUGACCUGAUGAAUGUUGUCAGAAUGUGACUCUAGCAUCAGCUUGCAAGUGUGAGAGGGGACAGGUGGCUGAUUUGAGGUCACGGUCACAGUAUAGAUCAGAUACAAAGGGAGUGGGGUGGGGAGGAGGAGCAGUGCAGGUCAGCGGGGAGGCGGCUCUGCAGGACUCCAUCAGUGACUGGAUAUGGGAUGAGAGGGAGAGGAGAAUGGUUUCUGGGUUUCUGGCUGGGUUGGUGGCUGGGUGGAUGGUGGUGCCACGUGGAGAGGUAGGGAAUACUCAGAGCCAUGUUGCCUGAGUGCCUGGGACACACAGAGGGGGUGUGCGGUGGGCAGAGGGAGGCCUGGGGUGGGAGUCCUCAGCUUAGAGAUGGAAGUGGACACCAUGGAGAGGCCAGGAGUCACCCUGAGGGAGACUGGCAUGGGAAGGGACCCUUGGGGAUGAGUGAGGCCAUAGCCUUGCUUUUCUCAGCUGACUCCUUAUCUGUCAACCUAUUUCUUUCCUUUUGCCUGAGAAAUCCUAGAGGGGUGACCUUGGCUUUCCUCUCCUGCCACUUCCUUGUGUUUUCUCUGUGACCGGCCUCUGUUCCCACCGCCCUUUUGGAACUGCUGUCCUGAUGGUCACCAGUGCUUUCCUGAUAGCCAAAUUCAGUGUCCUGUCCUCCACUCUCAAGCUCCCCCGAAUUCUUUGGCCACACAGAUCAGCCUCUAAGUCCCGGGCACUCCCUCCUUUGCGAUUUUUGGGGCUCUGCUUUUCCCUCCCAUCACCCCGUGGUUCUUCCUUCUCCUCUGACCCCUCCCUCUUUAGUUUCUCCCACAAUUCUGUCCACAGCCACACUGUCCGUAGGAGCCUGCCACACCCUAUAUCCAACUGCAGCCUCAACCCACCUGCAAAGGACCCCUGUGUCUCCUGCCCGAUGCCCUCACUCCUGAGCCCCACACCCACGUCACCCAUGUGCAUUGGCAUUCGCUCUCUCUAAAAUGGAACUUCCCACCUUCACUCCAAACUUGCUCUUCCUCCUGACUUCUUCCUCAUUUCUGUCAAUGGAACCACAGCGCUCCCAGCCCCUCGGGUUGAAAUUUCGGUCAUCUUUGAAUCCUCCCAAUUUAUGUACCCCUUUACUCACCAUCGUGAUUAUUUACUGGCAGCUGAGUAAUUGCCAAGUACCAUGUUAGAUGCAAGGGAAAUAAAUCCAAAGGGCGUUGUGCACAGUCAUAAGCAGUGUAGACUUGAGAGACACUUUACUGUGCAGCAGAAUCCUCCGGGGAGCUUUUCACGAUGUAGAUUUCUGGGCAUCACCCAUCUACGAAUUCAGACUCUUGAGGUGAAACCAGGAAUCUGCAGUUAAAGGUUUGCAGGUGACUUGGGUUCAGGUGGCUUUCAGACCAUUCAUGGGGAAACACUACUUCAGGGGUUCCCCUUGCAGACCACAUCAUCUCCUCGCCUGCACCCACUGGACCAGGUGUCACCCGCACUUUCCUCGGUAUCUUGCACGUUGGUCCCCUUGUAUCCAUUCUAGGGCUCUCACCCCACUUCUGUCUGUGUUAACUCAUGUUCAUUCCCAACAGACUCAUCCCCAGGCUCUCCCCCAACAACCCAUCCUUUUCUGCAACCCCUCCACUCCCCGCCCCACACACACAUCUUUCUCUUUCCAGUGUCUUAGACCUACUAGUGACUUCUUGGCCACCGUUGGUGCUCCUGUUGAAUAUAACCACAGAUGCCAAGGGCCACAGCUGAGGAAGUGGAAAAUCUGCACGGGCCCAGUAAGGUGCUAUCUAAAAGACAGAAAAGGGCCCAUUUAGGAAGGAGUUGCCUUUCAAUGGGCAGCCAGGCACAGGCAGAAGAGACAUUAGAGCUUUGUAACUAGGGACACACAGAGUUGGCAGCACAAAGGGCCUGGGCCUCUGAAGGUUGUAUGGCCAGGCUCAUCAUCCAUCCAGGGAUGACCCAGCCUGCACCCUAGACUCUCGACCUCCCACAGCAGCCGGUCCAUCUGCCCAGCAGUCCCUGGGCACCCAGGAGCACAGCCUACAUGGCAUGAGCGGGUGGACUGGGGGUAUGUGGCAGGAACAGAAUUGGGGUUCUUGGGGAGGUUUUUUUCCACUUAAAACUCUUUUUGUCGCCUACGUCUCCAGACAUUUAAAGACUUCUGAGCUAUUUUCAGACCUACUAUGAAAAGAACUGAGGUGCUAGCAGUCAGACACCCAUCGAACUGUUUCCUAAGAGGAGAACUGGCAUGACUCACUUUUGAUCUGUCAGCUUUGUAUUGAUUUUUCUGGCAAACUUUGUAGGUCUGCCCAGGGUUGACUCCACUGGGAGCGGCUACAUUGUAACCCGCUGCGUCCAGAGUCGGUCAUUACAAAGACCACCAUCACAGGAUCGGAUUAUGCAUUUCUUUUUGUGGGAAUGUGGGAGGAGAGGAGGGAAACCGCAAUCCACAAAACCAAGGGUGUCCCUGGGCUUCCCCACUGCCUGCUGAAGGGAAGCCAGGCAGCUCUCUUCAUGCCUCUCCUGGGCUGGAGACUGAGGGCUGCCUUUGGAAAGAGGGGCUGGUUGGAGCUGACAGAGGCCCAGAGGCAAACCAAUUCCACCCUGACCUUUCCUCUACACUGGGAACCAGGGAGCCAGCGAUUGGAGGCUCAGAAGGAGGAUGGUGAGGUUUUAUGCACAGUUUAAAUAUAUUGCUAUGUAAUUUUCCAAUUUUAAAA